Molecule: messenger RNA, 1809 nt
Organism: Salpingoeca rosetta
Lineage: Eukaryota; Choanoflagellata; Craspedida; Salpingoecidae
Exons: 1
Coding region: 233-1432 (399 amino acids)
Source: RefSeq, a predicted model, not a curated record
CAGGGACACAAAUGCACACAACCACGCAAGUUGGCAAGUGGAAUUGAUCUCUUCAUGACAUCGUGGUUCAUUUUCCCCAAACAACAACAACACCACCAAGCAACUGCACCAAGAACACCAGUAACCGGAACAGCAAGCGACUGCGACGACCUGUCACCGCGCAGCAAUUCGCAGCCACCUCUCCCUCUCCCUCUCCCUCUCCUCCUUCUCCAUCGCUGUAUUCUCAGCAAGGAUGACGGACGCAUAUAAUGAAAUGCUCAGCAAGCGGCUGACGCCUGGGACACCCGAUGGUGGCGCGCCGGUACAUGUGUCGUUCCCGCUCCCGGAGACACGGCUCACGCUUCAGAACCGGCUGCAAGGCAUGGGCAAGCAGCAGCCGCUGAUUGACGAGGGCUCCUGGUGGAACACGUCUGCCUUCCAAGAGAGCUCGUGCAGCAUCACGGAGGAUGUGAAGGAGGUUGGCGCAUCCGCCAACAACACCGCCAACAAUGCUACCGCGAGCAGCAGCGACAACGACGCCGACGGCGCGGCCCACCCACGUCGCAGCAGUGCCCACUCCAUCUCCACCACAGAGUCCCAGGAGGACAUGGCUGACGAGGAGGACGCCGGCCUGAGCGCACAGUCUCAGGAGCAUGCCACACCCUCUGCCAAAUGCCAGUGCCUACGCAAGUCCAGCUUCAGCAGCAACGGCCACAGCACCGCCGAGGAUGACCACGACAGCUCGUGCCAGGAGCAGGAGCAGGAGCGGCAGGCCGGCCACGGCAAGCAGCCGUAUCGCCGCAAGCGCAUGAAGGAGCUGCCACCUGAGCGGCAGCGGCGGCUUCGCCAGAUGAACCGGCUCGCUGCGCGGCGGCAUCGCAUGGCCAUGCGUCAGAAGCUCAGGCAGCAGUCUCGCGCGCUGUCCGACCAGGAGCAACACACUUACACGCUGCAGCAGCAGGUGGCGGCCCUUCGUCAGCAGCGGCAGCAGUUGUACCAGACGCUUUUUCAGCUGCACUCCUCCGGGCGGCUGGCGGCUGGCCUUGCCGCGGCUGCGAUGCUCCGGCGCCAGCUGCAGCAGCAACCGGUCUCUGUGAGCAGCAGCAAGACCCCUGUCACUGCCGCAGCGACAACUGCCACAGCUGCUGUAGCCCCCGCGUUCUUCAGCACGCCCUUGUCUACGACGGAGCCCAUGCAGUCAGCCCACCGCCACCAUAACCAACAACAGCAGCAGCAACAACAACAACAACAACAACAACCACAACAACAACAACAACAAGCAUCGUCGCAGCCACCCAUGAUGAUGAUGCCUCAGUUCAGUGGGAUGCCUGGUAUUUCUUCCACGACCCCUGCACUGCCCACUGCUGGUGCCAUUGGGCCGCAGGCCUUUGGCAUGUAUGCAACCCCGAUGAUGUACUAUGUUCCAGUCGCAUCCGGUGCCCCUUCGUGGUGAUUGAUCCAUUAUUCGUGUGUGUGUGUGUGUGUGUGUGUGUGUAUGUGUGUGUGUGUGUGUGAGUGUUUCGAGUGCUGGUGGCUGUUGCCAUCGGGUGUGACGGUGCGCAUCCACUUGCUGGCUGGGGUGUUCUUGACCUUAUCUUGGCGUAUCUUAUAAUGUUCUGAGCGUGCUGUGCAUGCUCUCUUCUUCUCGAUACAUGUAUGAUGUACGUGUUAUUGUUGAUUGCCGCGCUGUUGAGUGGCCAUGGAGAUUCAUACUACACAUGUACGUACGUGACUGUACACGACUAUGCUAUUUGUUCCCCCGCCGCUUCGCUUCCCUCGCUCCGGCUAGCGGCUAGUGGAGGCGCGCAAUACACAACUACAACCAACACA